CCUGUUUGGCCGCGCAUCUCGCGAGAGCCCCUGUGCGGUGCGCUGGGCGCCCCCGUGCCGUGCGCGGAGCCGCGAGCGGCCGGGCGCCAUUUCGGGAGCAGCCGCGGAGCUACAGACGGGGCCAGACCGGCACUGGGACCGACUCACGGCCGUGCCGCCCCUCGCCGCCCGCUCCCCGGGGCUGCUUGAGCGCCGCCGUCCAUUUAAGAUUCAGACGCCUGGAGAAGGUGCUCAAGCCCUCGGGCCCGUUCCCCACCGCCAGGGCAGUGACGCCGGAGCCGCCGCUGCCGGACCUCGGGGCCCUAGCGAGGAUAGCAGUGCCCGCGGCGCAGGUGUCCUGAAAAAUGGCUGAUGAUAUUGAUAUUGAAGCAAUGCUUGAAGCUCCUUACAAGAAGGAUGAGAACAAAUUGAGCAGUGCCAACGGCCAUGAAGAACGCAGCAAGAAGAGAAAAAAGAGCAAGAGCCGAAGUCGAAGCCAUGACAGAAAGAGGAGCAGAAGUAAGGAACGCAAACGGAGCAGAGAUCGGGAACGGAAAAAGAGCAGAAGCCGGGAAAGAAAACGGAGCAGAAGCAAAGAACGCAGACGCAGCCGGUCUAGGAGUAGAGAUCGAAGAUUCAGAGGCCGCUAUAGAAGUCCCUAUUCUGGUCCAAAAUUCAACAGUGCCAUCAGAGGGAAGAUUGGUCUGCCUCACAGCAUCAAAUUAAGCAGACGUCGCUCCAGAAGCAAAAGUCCUUUCCGAAAAGACAAAAGCCCUGUUAGAGAACCUAUUGAUAAUCUUACCCCUGAAGAGAGGGAUGCUCGAACAGUGUUCUGCAUGCAGUUGGCUGCAAGAAUUCGACCAAGAGACCUGGAAGAAUUUUUCUCUACAGUAGGGAAGGUUCGUGAUGUGCGAAUGAUUUCAGAUAGAAAUUCCAGACGUUCAAAGGGGAUUGCUUAUGUUGAAUUUGUUGAUGUUAGUUCAGUGCCUCUGGCAAUAGGACUGACUGGACAGAGGGUCCUGGGUGUACCUAUCAUAGUACAGGCAUCACAGGCAGAGAAAAACAGAGCAGCAGCAAUGGCAAAUAAUCUGCAGAAGGGCAGUGCUGGACCUAUGAGGCUCUAUGUGGGAUCAUUGCACUUCAAUAUAACUGAAGAUAUGCUUCGAGGAAUCUUCGAGCCAUUUGGCAGGAUUGAAAGUAUUCAGCUCAUGAUGGACAGUGAAACUGGACGCUCAAAAGGAUAUGGAUUCAUUACGUUCUCAGACUCUGAGUGUGCCAAAAAGGCCCUGGAACAACUCAAUGGAUUUGAGCUGGCUGGGAGGCCAAUGAAAGUUGGACAUGUAACUGAGCGUACUGAUGCUUCCAGUGCUAGCUCAUUUUUGGACAGUGAUGAGUUGGAACGGACUGGAAUUGAUUUGGGAACAACUGGUCGCCUUCAGUUGAUGGCAAGACUUGCAGAAGGUACUGGUUUGCAGAUUCCUCCAGCUGCACAGCAGGCUCUGCAGAUGAGCGGAUCUUUGGCCUUUGGAGCUGUGACAGAGAAAAUUACUACCAGGAAUUAUGUCAUUGUGGGAGACUUUAACUUCCCCGAUACAGAUUGGAGAAGAAUUGCUAGUAAUAAUGGUGGGGCCCAGAUAUUCCUGGAUGUGAUAUCCGACAAAUUUCUUCAUCAAACACUCACUGACUCAUGAAGAGGGGAUGCUAUUUUAAACUCAAUUUGGUAAGUAAUGAAGAUAUUAUGGAUGAGAAUAGAAAUGACCAUUGACUUGAGGGAUCGUGAGUUGCUCACAUUUAAAUGGAAGGAUACACAAACAAGUCUAACUGAUGGUUGAAGAAACUAAGGCAAUUAAGUCAUCUGGUCUGAGCAACUUGGGUGUUUGAAUAGGCAGGAUGUGAAAAGUUUCUUCUGUUUCACAUUGCUAAUGCUGUGUUGGAUCUGUAUUCUACAGAAAGAAGAAGAAGAAGUUCUAUUAGUGUGGGCUCCACACUUAACCUGGGUGAUCAGCUACCUCAAAAGAAAUAAGGAAUGACCACACAGCCUAUGAAGAAUAGGAAAAAUGACUGAUAAUAAAACAGUAUUUUUAGUUUGGGAAACAGAUAAAAAGAUAAUUGUCUGCCAACAGUCAGAUUGAGUUAGACAUUGUUAAAGUCAUGAAAGCAAUAGAUGAAGGUUUAUCAACUCUUGAAGACAAAAAAACAAAAAAGGAAGUGGGACUCAGGUGAAUGAAAAACUACUUCCAAGAUGCUUCUGUGUAUUUAGUUGCCUCAUCUUGUAGUGGGAAUACUGGUCAUAAGGUUUAGAAUUUGAGGAAGGUAAGCUAGGAGUAUGUAGUUCAAAAAUAAAAAAGGAAAAUUAUUCCGAAUGUAGAAAGAAAGCUGUAAGUAAGAGGCUAAUGUAAACAGUUCAGAGGAGUAAAAGUCCCACAAAAUGAGUGAUGGAAUACAUGUAUGAAACAUGAGAUCUCAUUGCUGGUGUUGUCAAUUUUAAGUCCAUGAUAUGGUAUAUAGCUGAAACAUGUGACUCUAAAUUAUACUUAAAGUACACUUGAAGGAAGAGCAAUGUGGUCUGGCCAGAUUCUGGUCCCGUUACUGAGUAGGCUUUGCUCCUUCAGAAUUCAUACUAAAGAAGGGUAAACUGGAGAAUACUAUGAAAGUAUAGCAUACUGUCAGAAACUGUAUUUAAAGACCAACAGUCGUUGACUAAAUUGCCUUUCCAUGGCAGAGGAGGAGCAGCUUCUUGCUGAUCUUUAGACUCCUGUCAUUUGGAAGUUGAGUAAUAAACUAAACUGGAGAAGUGAGUAAUAUAGGAGGUACAAGGUGUGUCAGGAAGCUGGCUCAGAAAAGGAAGGAUUUUUUUGCAGGUGAAAGCUGGGACAGUUGAAGGCUAAUGGUAAAGCCAAAGUUCAGAUGUUUGGCUAGUCUUGUGUAAUAUUUACAUGAAUGAAAAUGGUCAGCAGUAGAAAUGAGGUGAAUAAAUGUGUAGAUGCUGUCAACAAGAAAUUCUUGGGGUGUUGUAUAUUGUUCACGCCUUCAGGGUUAAAUCAAAUUCCACUCACAUAGUCUGGGAGCUUAGCAAUGGAAGAAUGGCCAGGGAGGAGAAAAUAUCUAAAUGCUUCAGUGUAUCAGUGCCAGAACGUGUCAUGGCAGCAUGAUACAUAGUUAAAAUAUUAGCUGUGUUCCUAGAGGCAAGUAGGCCUGAGCAUCUGAGGUGUAAUAUAUACAUCUGCAAACACUUCUGAUAAUCCAUGUUCAAGAGGGAGUCAAACUGAAGUAGGGGAAGUAAAGAAUUAGUUCUAGGGGAUGGCUGAGAAUUUGGCCAUCCAGCAGGAAAAAGAAUUUGAAGCGCAACAGUUGUCACUGUGUACUCCCUGUUCUCUUUCUGAACAUAGGAAAUUUACAAUAAUCAGCCUAUAGAACAUUCUUGUAAUGUUUUGUGGGACAAAGCUAUCUGUUUAUGGAAAAAAUUGAUGUGGUGUGCUGCAAAAGAGGAAGAGAUAGCUAUUAUCAUCCUGGACCUCUAUUUGGUCUCUGUUCUAAGUAAUGACUCAAGACCCUGGGCAAUGUUUGGCAGGCUUUGGCCUUUUUAAAGCCAUUUGGAUUUCAAAAUAAACGUUUUAUUUUAAGACACAAAAUUCUUUGAUAGAUAUGUCUUUAUUUUUGCUUUCUCUGUACACUAAGCAUGUACUCCCAUUGUGUUAAACUUGCUGCUCUUACAGGUGUUAUAUAAGAACAUACUGGAAAAGUUACUUUGAUCUGAAUUGGUCAGAUGUAUUAAUUUUAGUUUCUGCAUACUAUUUAAAACUAUGUGUAGGGAAACAUGAAUUGACAGUAUAGAGUGACAAUUAAUUUCUUAAUUCUGAGUGAUUUUAGAAGUGAGCGGACAGGACCGUUCUUCAGUCAUGAGCAACAGGAGAAUCCAUUUAAUUGAUAAAAGAUCUGGUGACCAGUAGGUUAUGUUUCAAAAGUGGUAAAUAAUUUACCUGUGAAACUG
Motacilla alba alba is the source of this 3970-nucleotide messenger RNA. It is a transcript of the gene RBM39, whose product is annotated as RNA binding motif protein 39. Gene Ontology annotation, cellular component: nucleus. Gene Ontology annotation, molecular function: RNA binding. Gene Ontology annotation, biological process: mRNA processing. Lineage: Eukaryota; Metazoa; Chordata; Aves; Passeriformes; Motacillidae. The transcript is spliced from 13 exons. Bases 345 to 1670 code for a protein of 441 amino acids. The record is from RefSeq and is a predicted model, not a curated record.